GCCAAGUUCCACGAUUUGUGAAACUUAUUAUGCGUUGUUAGAUGAGAUACAGGCAACGUCUCAUUUCCCAAAUGCUGAUAGUAUGAUAUGAGACAUUGUCCCAAAUAUUUUGUUUUGAUGAUAUUUUGUAAUGCAGCAAUCGGCAAAUAAAUGAUGAUAUUUCCAGUUCAGUAGCAUACGCAUCAAACUCGAAACGCAGCUCAAAACUAAUGCACACAUAUGGGGAUGGAAAGGAACCAAAACUGCCAAACAAAACAGUUGCAUUCUGCAACUUCCUUCUUCCUUACUAUCACACUUAUCGUAUUUUUCCUGGGGCGGGAAUUCAGUUAUAAAAGAAGAAAAAUUCCAACUUGAAUAUAUACUGACAAAGAAACCAUUCAAGUUUUCCAGCAAUGGGAACCAAUAUCUUACUGUUAUUCGGCGAUUGGUCUCUAACCAAUUCUGCUAUCACCAUUACAGAAACAGUGGCAGCUUCUUCCAUCGUCUUCACGCACUUCAUUGCAGCUGGGGCAGCUUUUUUCAUGCUGGGAUUUCUUUAUCUUGCCUUCAGAAGCAACAACACCUCUGUCUACCUCAUAGACUACACAUGCUACCGCCCACCUGAUUACUUGCGGGCCUCUGUCCCUCACUUCACGGAGCAUAUAGAGAGAACAGAAGGUUUCAGUAGAGAGAACAGAGAUCUCCAGCAAAAGGUUCUUCAAAGGUCAGGGAUUGGGGAUGAAGCAUGCAUGCCAAUCGCGGUGCACGAGCUCCCUCCCAACACUUCUUUCAACCCAUCUCAACAAGAAGUGGAGCAAGUCGUCUUCCAAGUGGUGAAAGAUCUUCUCUCAAAGCACAGGAUAAACCCGAAAGAAAUCGAUAUCCUGAUAUCAAACUGCAGCAUCUUCUGUCCCACUCCAUCCAUCACAUCAAUGAUCAUCAACAGGUUUGGACUCAGAAGCAAUGUAAAAAGCAUCAGCCUGAGCGGAAUGGGCUGCAGUGCUGGGCUUAUCUCGAUAAGCAUGAUUAAAGAACUGUUCAAAGUUCAUAAAAAUUCAAUGGCUCUAGUUCUCACCAUGGAAGCUGUAACCCCAAACGGGUACGUAGGCAGAGCAAAGUCCAUGCUGGUAGCCAAUACGAUAUUCCGAAUGGGUGGAGCUGCUAUUCUGCUGUCGAACAAGAAACAGGACAAGUGGAGAGCCAAUUAUGAGCUUCAGCAUCUCGUACGAACUCACAUGGGAGCAGAUGAACAGUCCUACUGCUCCGUCGUUCAGAAACCAGAUGAGGGCGAUGUUGUUGGGGUUUCACUAUCCAAGUCACUGUUACAUGUGGCAGCUCGUGCUCUGAAGAUUAAUGUAUCAGAGUUGGGACCCCUUGUGCUGCCGUACUCUGAACAGCUCAGAUACAUUUGGUUAGUGACUUGUCAGAAACUCUGUGAAAAAGGAAGAGCAAAGGGGGAAGCAACUGUGGUGGUGCCAAGAUUCAAAAGUGCUUUCGAACAUUUCUGUAUCCAUGCUGGAGGAAGGGCCAUAAUCGAUGGGGUGGAAAAGAAUCUGAAGCUGGAGAAGGAAGAUGGAGAAGCUUCAAGGAUGACACUUUAUAGAUUUGGGAAUACUUCAUCUUCUUCGGUCUGGUAUGAGCUUUCUUAUCUGGAAGCAAAGGGCAGGGUGAAGAAGGGAGACAGAAUUUGGCAGAUUUCUUUCGGGAGUGGAUUCAAGUGUAACAGUGCAGUUUGGAAAUCCCUCGCAAAAGUUGAUCCUGAAAGGAAAAAUGCAUGGUCAGACAGAAUUCAUAUGUAUCCUGUCCAGAUGCCAGAUUUUUCAUAGAUCAUAAUAGUAAAUGUAUUACAGAUAAAUAUUCAGCUAAUAAGGUGCCACCAAAAAUACAGACUAUAUGAUAAGUACUAAACCUGUAUCACAGUC
Messenger RNA from Linum trigynum, 1901 nucleotides. Lineage: Eukaryota; Viridiplantae; Streptophyta; Magnoliopsida; Malpighiales; Linaceae. The record is from the annotation of a GenBank genome assembly.